Molecule: messenger RNA, 3007 nt
Organism: Camellia sinensis
Lineage: Eukaryota; Viridiplantae; Streptophyta; Magnoliopsida; Ericales; Theaceae
Product: ATP-dependent zinc metalloprotease FTSH 3, mitochondrial
Biological process (GO): mitochondrial protein processing
Cellular component (GO): m-AAA complex; chloroplast thylakoid membrane
Molecular function (GO): ATP-dependent peptidase activity; ATP hydrolysis activity; zinc ion binding
Source: RefSeq, a predicted model, not a curated record
UUCAGCAGCCAACAAAUAUCCAAAGUCCACCAAACAAGUUUUUAAAAUUUUCAGAUAUAUUGAUGGGUUCGUUUUGUUUUGUCCGCCUCAGAACAUCUCUUAGCUUCAAUCCAACCUAGGAAACCAAUUCCUAAUCACAUUCCAUUUUCAUUUUUGUUUUCAAACACACUUUCCAACAACACGAUCUUCAAUCAAAAGUUCGUUUAGUUCGCCAAAGAAUGAUCUUUUCGAGGAUUGGGCGUUCUUUCUCGCGAUCAUCUCGUCCAAGAUAUGUGGUAAGUGGUGGUAAUGGUGGGAGAUCUGCUUUGGUGAAUGGUGGAUUACUUCGAGAUUCGCAUGUAGAUUCAUAUAUUAGCCGAUUUGAUGAGAAAUUAGGGUUUUUCAGGGGGUGUUUAGCUUCCAUAGGGGCUAAUAAAGAGUUUGCAUCCAAGUCGUAUAGUUUAUCUGAUUUGAAUUACGUGCUUGCAAACCCGAGGAUUCAAAGAUUUUUCUCAAGUGAAGCUCCCAAAAAGAAGGAUUAUGAGAAUUUCUACCCAAAUAAUAAGAAGGAAGCACCAAAAGGGGAUGAGCAAAAAGCGGAGUCGAAAGAGGAUGCAAAGUCGGAAGAUCAUGAACAUUUUCAGCAAACUUUCAUGAAGCAAUUUCAAAAUCUAAUCACCCCUAUAUUAAUGAUUGGGCUGUUUCUUUCAUCAUUUUCUUUUGGUUCUCAUGAACAACAACAGAUUAGUUUCCAAGAGUUCAAAAACAAGCUUCUGGAACCAGGUUUAGUGGAUCACGUAGUUGUUUCAAAUAAAUCAGUUGCAAAAGUGUAUGUUAGGAGCUCACCACGCAAUCAAACAAGAGAUGAUGUUGUUGAGGGAUCAUUUGUUGAAGGGCCUGCUAAUGGUAUCCCUGCUAGUGGGAACAAGAGCCAGUACAAGUAUUAUUUCAAUAUUGGAAGUGUUGAAUCUUUUGAAGAGAAGUUGGAGGAAGCCCAGGAAGCAUUAGGAAUAGACCCUCAUGAUUAUGUUUCUGUUACAUAUACUUCUGAAAUGGUUUGGUACCAAGAGUUGAUGAAAUUUGCACCGACACUCUUGCUUUUGGGAAGCCUUUGGUACAUGGGGCGGAGAAUGCAAGGUGGACUUGGUGUUGGAGGUAGUGGUGGAAAGGGUGCCCGUGGAAUAUUCAACAUUGGAAAAGCCCACGUGACAAAAGUAGAUAAGAAUACGAAAAACAAGAUCUAUUUCAAAGAUGUUGCUGGCUGUGAUGAAGCAAAACAGGAAAUCAUGGAGUUCGUGCAUUUCCUCAAAAACCCCAAAAAAUAUGAGGAAUUGGGGGCAAAAAUUCCAAAAGGUGCUCUUUUGGUAGGUCCUCCAGGCACCGGUAAAACACUUUUGGCCAAAGCAACGGCUGGGGAAUCUGGCGUUCCUUUCCUUUCCAUAGCUGGUUCAGAUUUCAUGGAGAUGUUUGUUGGUGUUGGACCAUCUAGGGUGAGAAACUUGUUUCAAGAAGCACGACAGUGUGCGCCUAGUAUUAUAUUUAUUGAUGAAAUAGACGCGAUUGGUCGAGCCAGGGGACGUGGGGGCUUCUCAGGCACCAACGAUGAGCGUGAAAGUACUCUAAACCAGUUGCUUGUUGAAAUGGAUGGAUUUGGAACAACUUCUGGAGUAGUUGUCCUUGCUGGCACCAAUAGGCCUGAUAUUUUGGACAAAGCCCUGUUAAGGCCUGGUCGAUUUGAUCGACAAAUUAGCAUUGAUAAACCUGAUAUCAGAGGCCGUGAGCAGAUAUUUCAAAUCUAUUUGAAGAAGAUCAAACUUGACAAUCAACCAUCAUAUUACUCUCAGAGACUUGCAGCCCUGACUCCUGGAUUUGCAGGAGCAGAUAUUGCAAAUGUUUGUAAUGAGGGUGCUUUAAUUGCUGCGAGGUGUGAAGAAACACAGGUCACAAUGGAACAUUUUGAGGCAGCUAUAGAUAGGAUCAUUGGUGGUCUGGAGAAGAAGAACAAGGUGAUAAGCAAGCUUGAACGUCGAACUGUAGCUUACCACGAAUCCGGUCAUGCUGUUGCCGGCUGGUUUUUAGAACACGCAGAACCCUUGUUGAAAGUUACCAUAGUUCCUCGUGGUACUGCAGCGCUUGGGUUUGCACAAUAUGUUCCUAAUGAAAACCUUCUUAUGACAAAGGAGCAGCUUUUUGACAUGACUUGUAUGACCCUUGGUGGUCGGGCAGCUGAACAGGUUUUGUUGGGGAAAAUUUCAACGGGAGCCCAAAAUGACUUGGAGAAAGUGACAAAAAUGACAUAUGCCCAAGUAGCAGUGUACGGGUUUAGUGAGAAGGUGGGUCUCCUCUCUUUCCCCCCAAGGGAUGAUGGAUUUGAGAUGAGCAAGCCUUACAGCAACAAGACCGGGGCAAUUAUUGAUGGUGAAGUGCGAGAGUGGGUAGCCAAGGCAUACAUUCACACAAUCCAAUUGAUAGAGGAACACAGAGAACAAGUGGCACAGAUUGCCGAACUGUUGCUUGAAAAAGAAGUCCUUCACCAAGAUGAUUUGCUCCGAGUUCUGGGUGAGAGGCCAUUCAAAUCAAGUGAGAUGACAAAUUAUGAGAGAUUUAAGCUAGGGUUCCAAGAGAGUGGUGAGAAGGGUGGACAGACCGUGGGGGGUGUAAGUGCAGAAACUGAUGAGUCAUCACCCCUCGAACCACAGGUGGUCCCUGCAUAGUCCCUGAUUGUACAUGAAAUGAAAUAAAACCUCGUCCUUUUUCCCUUUUUGUGAUCUUACAAUGCUGUUGAAUCCUCACCCUCCCACUGACACCUGAUAUUAUUGUAAAAUAUGAAUUAUAGCCAACAUCGCAAAGAAUUUAGACAAAAGCUGUUGGGGCAUCUUACGAUGUUGUUGAAGAACACAUCAGGAUGUGAGGAUAAGUUUGAAGGAAAGAAAAGAGGAGGAUGUAAAUUGAUUGUGAAUUUAAUUUUGAAGGCAUUGAUUUGAUGUAUACUAUUCUAAUCUUAAAAGCGUUGUUGAUUCUUUUGUUA